Messenger RNA from Austrofundulus limnaeus, 1244 nucleotides. RefSeq names its product copper metabolism (Murr1) domain containing 1 (gene commd1). Bases 45 to 611 code for a protein of 188 amino acids. Gene Ontology annotation, cellular component: endosome. The record is from RefSeq and is a predicted model, not a curated record. The transcript has a single exon. Gene Ontology annotation, biological process: regulation of proteasomal ubiquitin-dependent protein catabolic process; copper ion homeostasis; positive regulation of protein ubiquitination. Lineage: Eukaryota; Metazoa; Chordata; Actinopteri; Cyprinodontiformes; Rivulidae.
CACGUGAUUUUUUUUUUUUUUUUUUUUUUACUGGGAAGAAGAACAUGGCGGACGUGGAAGCGGCGAAAUCGUUGAGCGGUCUGUUGAACGGAAUCGCUCAAAUGGUGUACUACAACAACAGGGACAUCACAGAGGAGCUGCUGCGAAGUGAACUGUACCCGGAAGUGUCGCAGGAGGAGUUUACGGCUUUAUACGGUAAAAUGAAAGGGAUGCUGAAGUCCCUGGCCACAGCGGACAUGGACCACAGCCAGCUGGAGGCCUUUCUCACAGCCCAGACCAAGAAGCACGGUGGCGGCGGGGUGAGCGCCGAGCAGGCCGCCGCCCUCUCCCGCUUCUGGAAGAGCCAGAGGGUCCGAGUGAGGGAGAGCCUGUUGGCUCAGAACAUCUGGGAGCCCGCACUCAGGGGCCUCUCCUGGAGGGURGACCUCCAGGCUGCCGACAGCCGUGGGAAAACGGAUCACAGCAGCCCGGUUGCUCUCAUGGAGCUGGAGCUCGGCAGAGCUGAACGGGACUCUGAGUUUGUGUGCCUGGAGUUUGACGAAGCCAAGGUUCAUCAGGUGCUGAAGAAGAUGACUGACAUCCAGGAGAGCAUCGACAGAAUUGUUCAUUAAACUGCUGCGGGAGAGUCGGACAGACUUGAUGAACCUCCAGAUGUGCUCUCCUGUGGUUGUUUUCACCUCCUUCAGCAGAAGCUCAGAGAAACUUUCUGACAUGGAAGUAUUUUGUCUAAUCUGCCUGGACACGUGGCAAACAGCAGAAAAUAAACACAGCUUCAUGUAAGGAAAAAAAAAACUAAACUCUGCUUUUACUGCUGUGUUCUCAUCAGGAAGAAACAUUUUAUUAUCUCAUUGACUCAACAGAAAUAUAUUUAGAUUCAGCUAAAAUAUGUGACCUAAUAAACUUUACUUUUGUUUUUUAAGAUGGUAAAAUUACCUGGUUAAAACUUGACUAAAAAUACAUAAAUAAUUGCAUUCAAUGGAAGAGUUUGUGACUGAUCGGUUCCAGCAGAAGUUUUGUGAAAUUUUCACGUUUACUUAAAUGUUUGUGUUGUUUUUUCCCCAGGUUCCUCAAUUGUUAAUUUCCACCAUACUUGUUUACGGGCAGACUUUGACCAGCCUAAUGUAGGUCAAGCCUAAUCUUUCAUGUGAUUUUCAGCAGAUUUAACCAAAUGUAUGUUGUUUACGUUGUGUACCCAUGUUUUGAAAUCACGUUAAAAAAAUCUCAAAAAGUACUUGAAAAAUUUA